AUGGCGUCGCAGCCGGACCAGCCCCCUACCGACUCAGGCCCUUCUGAAGUCCGAAACGAAGUCAAAAAGCCCAAGAAAAAGAAGGUUCUCCUCAUGGGCAAAUCCGGAUCUGGCAAGUCCUCCAUGAGAAGCAUCAUCUUCAGCAACUACAUUGCCCGAGAUACUCGACGACUCGGUGCCACCAUCGACAUCGACCUGUCUCACGUCAAAUUUCUUGGCAACCUCACCCUCAAUCUCUGGGACUGCGGCGGGCAAGAAGCCUUCAUGGAGAACUACCUUUUCCAACAGCGCGUCCACGUCUUCUCCAACGUCGGCGUCCUCAUCUACGUCUUCGACAUCGAGUCGCGCGACGUAGACCGUGACCUGGCAACCUACGUGUCUAUACUCUCCGCCCUGCUCCAAUACUCCCCGGCCGCCAAGAUCUACAUCCUCAUACACAAAAUGGAUCUCGUGGUUCCCACCUCUCGCGAAACCGUCUACGACGAGCGCGUGCGCACCGUCAAGCAAAAGACCACCGAAUACGUCAACUCUGUCGGUGGCGACGCGAGCACCGUCGAACUGACGCCCUUUGCGACAUCCAUUUGGGACCAAAGCUUGUACAAGGCUUGGGCGUCCAUUAUUCACGACCUCGUGCCGAAUCUGGCUGUUAUUGAGCGGAACCUCGCCAAUUUGGGCGUGGCCAUCGAAGCAGAAGAGUUGCUGCUGUUCGAGCGGACGUCGUUCCUGGCAGUGUCGUCGUGGACGUCGACCGAGGGACGGCGGAAUCCGACAGAGGAUAGGCUGGAGCGCAUGUCGAACAUUAUGAAGCAUUUCAAGCAGAGCAUUUCGCGUUUUACGGGAACGCCUAGAAAUGCAGAGCAGUUUAUUCGCAUGGAGCACAAAGCCGGCACGCGCUUCAAUCUGUUCAUUUUGAAGUUUACGACGAAUACCUACCUCAUGGUGGUGCUCCCGUCGGGCGAGGCUAGAUUCAACGCGGCCAUGCUGAAUUGUCAGAUUGCAAUUGAGCACUUCAAGUUUCUGGAUGGCCCUGCUGCACAUGCCGUGCCCGCGGCAGUAGUGCCCGCUGUGUCGUCAUAG
This is a messenger RNA of Metarhizium album ARSEF 1941, 1077 nucleotides long. Its product is annotated as GTP-binding protein GTR1. The record is from RefSeq and is a predicted model, not a curated record. Bases 1 to 1077 code for a protein of 358 amino acids. Lineage: Eukaryota; Fungi; Ascomycota; Sordariomycetes; Hypocreales; Clavicipitaceae. Gene Ontology annotation, cellular component: nucleus; Gtr1-Gtr2 GTPase complex; fungal-type vacuole membrane. Gene Ontology annotation, biological process: cellular response to amino acid stimulus; regulation of autophagy; positive regulation of TOR signaling. Gene Ontology annotation, molecular function: GTP binding; GTPase activity. The transcript has 2 exons.